AUGGCGGCGCCCAGCGGAGCGACCCGCGCCGGGGACGCGGGACAGAGGGACACCGGGACAGCGGGACACCGCCAUGCGGCUGGGCUGGGUCCGCGCCGCCCUGCCCGCCGCCUCUGGGGCGGCGCCGGAGCGCACGAGCUCUGCCGCAGCCUGUGCCAGCGCCCCGCGCGCGUCCCCAGCGGGGGGACCCCGAAACCCGACAGGGCCCGGAGCCGCGACCCCGAGCAGGGGGACACCGACCAGGGGGACACCUCGGGGGGUCACUCCUCAAGGGGUGCCACCUCGGGGGGUGCCACCUCAGGGGGUGCCACCUCAGGGGGUGACACCUCAAGGGGUGACACCUUGUGGGGUGCCACUUUAGAAGGAGACACCUCGAGGGAUGGUUCCUCAAGGGGUGACACCCCGUGGGGUGACACUUCAGGGGGUGACACUUCAGGGGGUGACGCCUCAGGGGGUGACACCUUAGGGGGUGACACCUUAGGGGGUGACACUUCAGGGGGUGACGCCUCAGGGGGUGCCACCCCCAAGGCCCCCGUGCGCCACCUCCGCUGGUACCGCUCGCAGCACAAGCGCGGCCGCGGUGACCCCGGCGGUGACCCCGGUGACCCCGGUGACCCCAGUGGUGACCCCGGCGGUGACCCCGGUGACCCCGGGGCCGCGUUCGUGGCGGCGCUGCGGCAGCUGGCACAGGCCCCCCCGGGGCGCGGCGGGCGCCUGGCGCUGGUGGAGGCGGCGCUGGCGGCGCUGGAGGCGCGCGGCGCGGCGCGCAGCCUGCCCGCCUACAACGCGCUGCUGCGGCUGCUGCCCCGCGGGCCCUGGCUGCCCCGGGGGCUGCAGCGCCUGCUCUGGCCCUUCCCGCGGCAGCAGGAGUGCGGGCUGCGCCUGCUCGAGCAGAUGGAGCGGCACGGGGUGAUGCCCGACGCCGAGACGCGCUUCCUGCUGCUGGGGGUGUUCGGGCCGCGCAGCCGCCCCGUGCGGAAGCUGCAGCGGAUGCAGUUCUGGCUGCCGCGCCUGCGGCACCUGGACCCCCACCCGCUGCCCCCCCGGCUGCCCCCCGGGCUGGCGGCGGCACGGCUGGGGCUGCAGCGCAUCGCCUGCGACCCGGGAGCCACUGUCACCGUGGUGCAGCCGCCGGUGCCGGACUCGGGGGACGACGAAGGCUCCGUGCAGCCCUUCAUCCUCAGCUGCCAGAGCCCCGAGCAGCGGGAGCUGCUGGCCCGGCACGGCCCCGCCCGCCCGGUGUUCGUGGAGGGGCCGUUCCCGCUCUGGCUCCGCGGGACCCUCCUCAAAUACUUCGUGCUGAGGGGGGACCCCCUGCCCCCCCACCUGCGGGACCCCCCCCCGGACCCCGAGCGCAGCCUUUACUUCCCGCUGCGCCUGGAGCUGGAGCUGGAGCGCGGCCCCUGGGACGACGACGGCUUCGCCGUGGAGCCGGCGCAGGAGGGCCCGGUGCUGGCGCUGUGCGUGCCGGGGGCGCCGGGGCGCCGCGCCCUGGCGCGCUGGAUCGCGGCGCUGCAGCGGCACAACCCCGCCCUGGCCCGGACCCCCGUGCUCUUCCGCCUGGGCCCGGGGGCCCCGCCCCCCCCGGGACCCCCGCCCGCCGCGCGCCUGGGCCCCGGCGGCCCCCCGGAGCCCCCCGAGAGGGGCAGCGGGGAGGGGGAGACGCCGGGGAGGAGCGGCGGCGAAUAAAGGGAGACGUGGUGCAA
Messenger RNA from Passer domesticus (house sparrow), 1706 nucleotides. RefSeq names its product ECSIT signaling integrator (gene ECSIT). Lineage: Eukaryota; Metazoa; Chordata; Aves; Passeriformes; Passeridae. Gene Ontology annotation, cellular component: mitochondrion. The record is from RefSeq and is a predicted model, not a curated record. The transcript is spliced from 8 exons. Gene Ontology annotation, biological process: innate immune response; cell surface receptor protein serine/threonine kinase signaling pathway. Bases 1 to 1689 code for a protein of 562 amino acids.